AUGGCAAAUCCAGUCAAUGACACUGUGCCGCCAGCCGUCGUCAAACCCACCAGCACCGAGGCCACUAGUUCGGAGGAAAGCCCUUCCGACAUGACGAGCCCUGUGGACAUUGCUGUCGACUCGAGCAAAGAUGAUACACCUGCCGACACAACUGUCGCUCCAUCAAACGGGGAUGACAACAUGACUGAGUCUGAAAAGGAGGAAGAAUCAUGGGAAGACAAGCUACAGAAGACGCCAAAGGUUGUCGACAUUAAAUGGGUUGAUUUCGAACAUUUUAAGAACUGCUAUUCUCCAAGCGCAGGCUUAGAGAUAAUCCAAGUCCUAAGAGGCCAUCCGCAAAUCAACCACGAGAUAAUGAAAGAAUACUAUGUGCGGCAGAAGUACCAGAGAAAAAUGAAAGGCAGGUUGCCCAAGUCGAUCGUGGAUGCUGAGUCGAGCUGGAUCCAGCGCGUUCGGAUCCAAUCGCCACCGAUUCUUCUUCUGCUCUCGCGCUUGAGCGGACAUAAUGAUAACUGGGCAAUCAACAAACCGCGGGUAUUCUUUCCACCCUUCCGAGCAUUCUACUACUACCUACCCCGGGUGAAGGAGUGUCUAGGAAUUCUUGAGGCAAAGUGGGCCAAACUCGAAGCGCAGGGAGACGGGGAUCAAGGAGCUGCUACAAAGGCCGAGGCCAAGACCAAAGCUGAGAGCGAAGAAGUAAAGGCGCCAGACGACUUAGACGGCGACACGGAUGAUGAAUUAAUUGCUGGUGACGAUGCUGGGUCCGUGGAUCCGGAAGAGGCCGUCGCCGGACCAGUUGUGGACUCGGUCACUGGACUCAGACAUCUUCGACGAUAUAUCAAAUUUGUGGAAGCAGAGAUCGUGCCGCUCUGGAACCGCGCUGCCGGCACCAGUCAACGUAAGGUUCGCUUUCUCGACCUCUGGAUGUCAUUCCAACCCGGCGAGCUCCUCUAUGCACCCCCUAGGUCAGAGUUCUCGCAGACGUCGGGGACAGCCAAGUCUGCCAAUGUCAAGAUGUACCAAAGUGCCUGGAGACUUUACUCCAUGGUGUUAUCACCGAUCCAGGAUGACUACCUUGAUGACACGCGAGUCAAUCCCAAAAAAGAAUUGACACUCUAUGGCUAUUACAUUGACUACAACGGGUCCUCAUAUGGACCGGUUCGACACAAGUUCAAGAUCCCGGAUUAUGCUGGGGAGAGAGACAUCACGACCCUCGAAGUCUAUCCGAUGCGUUUUGCGAAGGAUUCUGAGGCGAUGAUGAAGAGCCUUCGAGACCAGGGAUCACAAUUCCAAAAUUUCGUGAGAGAGAGGCACUACUACGACGGAUGGACGCUCGUCCAUGGACCAACCGGGGAUCCUGACUCGGAGCAUCGAAUAGCCUCCGAGCACAUUGAUGGUGAUGUAAUUAUUGACUUCCUCGAGGGAUACAAGGCAGAGUCUUCUCUGAGUUCACCAUCGUUUGACGGUCUAGACUCAUUUGAUGACACUGACUGGCCGGUAGGAGAUGAUGAGCUUUAUAUCAAGCAUUGGAUAAACGGUUCGCGAUCCAAACUUCUCGGGGAAAUCACGGAGACUACGCAGCGAGGCGAAUGGUUCGGCGACUGGCUGACCAAGCGCCGUCUGAAAGAGGACAGAUUUCUCAGGGCAUGGGAAGCCGGAACUAUGCGACAACUCGGUGGAGAUGACCUCGCACUCCUGCCACGCCGCGUCAUCGCAUAUGCUUUUCGCGAGCGCAAGUUCGUUAUGGUCGACAUUUGCGGCCUGAAGAAGAAGGAUCCCGCGCCUCAGAACGUCUUCAAAGAUCUUAAGAUUGACCGGGAUCACAAGCGCAUGGUUAGAUCGCUAGUUAAAACGCAUUUUGCGAAACAAGAAAUCCAGAAACAACGACCCAACGCUGGCUUGAAUCAGGACUUGAUUCGGGGGAAGGGUUCGGGGUUGGUCAUUCUUCUGCAUGGUGUUCCUGGUGUGGGCAAAACUGCCACAGCUGAGGCUGUUGCUCAAGCCAACAAUAAACCCCUGUUUGUCAUUACAUGUGGCGAUCUUGGCUUUACUCCGAAAGAAGUCGACGCCUCUCUCAAGGAUAUCUUUCGCCUGGCUCAUCUUUGGGACUGUGUUUUGUUACUCGAUGAGGCUGAUGUCUUCCUGUCUCGCCGAGAGGUGAGCGACCUGAAACGGAAUGCUCUCGUCUCAGUAUUUCUUAGAGUCCUCGAAUACUACAGUGGCAUUCUCUUCCUCACUACAAACCGGGUUGGAACCUUAGAUGAGGCCUUUAAAUCCCGCAUCCACGUCAGCCUCUACUACCCACCGCUGGACAAGGAUCAGACCCUGUCAAUCUUCGAACUCAACAUCCGAAAACUGAUUGAAAUCCAAGAGGCGAAACGAAAGCUGCAAGCUGAUGGUGAUUCCAGCGCCCUCAGAGAACCGGAGUUGGCAAUUAAAAGUAAGUCCAUCAUGGACUAUGCAAAAUGGCACUACGACACCCAUGAGCAGCAUGAGAGAUGGAAUGGUAGACAGAUCCGAAAUGCAUUUCAGAUAGCGUACUCUCUUGCACAUUACGAAAUGGAGAGAAACUCACAGGACCAAUGGGACGAGGAUGCCGAACCGAAUGUCAAGAAGGCUAGCAACGGUCCCCAGGCAACACGUACACUGGACUAUCGGCAGUUCGUUUCUGUCGCCAAGACCAUUGAAAGAUUCGAUGACUACCUCUACGAUGCCAUCGCCUGUACUAAUAUGGACAAUGCUAGGGACCUUGGCCUUCGAGCAGAUGACCACGAUCCCAACAUGAAUCACAGACCUGACUACCGUCCUCAGCCGCCGAGAACUCGGCGUCCGAAUCAUGCCCCUGCACUUCGUGCCUCACAGCAAAGUUACGGUCCGCCACGACCCGGUCCACCUCGGCGUGGGUACAGCGGCCAAGGUUUGGCGCAGCGGCCUCGACAUCCAGGUGCCUCCCGACCAAAGUAUCAACCUCCGGGCGAGGAUCCAGAUCUACAACCAGAACAGCGGCCAGGAAAUUCAGCGAUGCCGCAGAGGGAGAAUGGUCGGCUUCCACCGCGGCUCCAUCCGUCGCAGGUUAAGUCCCAUCCUAGGCCGACCGGCAUGCGACGCGGUGAUGAUUAUUCUGGAUGGAGCACACAUGAGACCCAUACUGCCGCUGUCCCAGAUGAUGACUAUUUCUCGGACGAUAUGGACGACGGAUAUGAUGAGUAUGUGGAUGGUCACGAUCAAGAUUAUGAUGAUGAGUAUGAGGAAGGACAUUAG
Aspergillus tubingensis is the source of this 3261-nucleotide messenger RNA. Its product is annotated as ATP-binding protein. The transcript has 2 exons. The record is from RefSeq and is a predicted model, not a curated record. The coding region runs from base 1 to 3261 and encodes 1086 amino acids. Gene Ontology annotation, molecular function: ATP hydrolysis activity; ATP binding. Lineage: Eukaryota; Fungi; Ascomycota; Eurotiomycetes; Eurotiales; Aspergillaceae.